CGAAAGUACCUCGAGGUCGGGAUUGAUCGCAUGUGAAACCCGACAGGCGCCAGCCACAAAGUCAUCUCGCAGCCCACCAAGCACACACAAUUCGUCAGGAAAAAGAGAAUCCUGGGCCAGUUUUGUGACUGUAAAAUACCUACCGGUAGAACUGGAACAGGACGCAGGGUAAGCAGCCGAGGCCUUACUGGGUUAGCCAGUGUAGACGCCACCUACACCUAGGUACCUAACCAAGCCUUUGACAACGCUAUCCACACGCCGCAUCACUCUCCGCUCCACUGUACCUGGGUGGUAGGCAAGGUACAGUAAUUAUUUGGCCACCACCACCACCACGUACAUGCCUGUCUGGUCUACGUUCUCCUCUCCUCACCGGGCAAGCGUACUCCUCCUCCCUCCCUGAAUGCUCGACUCACCUGCAGGGGCAUACCGGUAGUACAGGUCGAGGAAAAAAAAGAAAAAAAGACCCCCCCAAACCGGCUGGUUGGCAGCUGCAAGCGUAGUACGGGCAUUGCGGAUACUGCUUGCUAGGACAAACCCUGACGAAACCGAGUAACAGAAACGACACCCUCGUCCGUCCCAUUUGAUCUGAUCUGCCUGCUGCCACCAAAAACCAAACAACAAAUCCAGUCGACCAGGGCUCGGCUCCUCCUCCACCACCUCCACUUGAUCCUGACGCUACUACUCUACUCCGUACUAUUAGUACCACCACCCACCACUCUACAGUACUAGUACCGGACCUGGCCUCUCCCCCUCCGGGCCCAUGAGUGGAACUUGGAAACUUUAUAUUCUCUUUUCUGGCUGUGUGUUUGUCUUGUGAUAUACACUUGCGACCACCCACAACCGGCCCUUCCCGCCCACCGCAUCUCUCAACUGCGGAUCCGCUAGAAACCCCUCUCGGCGACAGCGACAAGCCAUACAAACAGACGGACAGACGGACAGACGGACAGGCAUUCUCGCCUAAAAAAGCAAAAAAAGAAACUCUCUAGUUAAUAAGAGAGGGACCACUUGCAGCAUCUAUCUAUCUGCCUGCCUGCUUUAUCCACAUAACCGACCUGUCUUACCGACCAUCCAUCGACUUUCUCCCACCCGACGACCAUCCGUCCAAUCCCACCUACAGUACCUGCCUACUUCCAACCCACUCACUCACCUUGCCUACCCUCUUGGGCGCGAACCGAACCUUUUGGACGAUCGAUUGGACGACCACCUAUCUGCUUGCUUAGCUUGCCGCCCUACCUUUAGCCUCCUUCCAGAACUUCUUUUCGAAUGCGGGCACAUUCGAGGGGUCGUAUGCUGCACGCAAGCUUCUUUGCAUCAUCGCUCUUAGAUUUUGGAUUGGGAAUUUUCAAAACCGCCCCGCGCUGCCAACCACACCAAAUCAUUCGCUCCUACCGCGAUUGACUGUCGUUCGCUCAACGCGGCCCGAGCCUUGCCAACCAAUGCCUACCCGAUCAGUAGUGAUUAACGCCGCUCCGAGACAUACCGCGCCUCCCUCUUGUUACUUGCGCCCCGAGUCCCAUCACGCCCCGGCGCAUGCCAGUCGUGCCCAUCAGUCGUUCGUCCCUUGUCUCUUGACUUGCAGUCUACUUUCGCUCCAAUGAGCAGCUUCACUUUUGCGCCGCCGCAGGCGUUCCAGCCGCAACAAAAAAAUUAUGUCUUUGUCGAUGAGCACAAUCGCCAUAAGCGACUUAAGGUGAUGAGAGCAUGUGAGGGUUGCCGACGCCGCAAAAUCAAGUGCGAUGCAGCAACCAGUGCACAGUUUCCCUGUUCAGCAUGCCGUAGGCUUAAGCUCCACUGCGUCCGUCCAAAUGGCUUCGACGGCACCUCCGCUGAUGGCCAGUCAUAUGAGACUAUGGCUGGCGACUACGAGGAUAGCCCGCCUCAGCAGCCACGGACUGCCCAGCAGAAUAUACAGCACAUUCUCACAACGCCGGGUGCCCUGAAGCCGUCAUCGGCAACAUCCUAUGUACCUCAGACGGCUUACUCUGAUGCGUCCCCUGGAUCCAUGUAUAAUCCUUCUCGAUAUCAGGACAGCCAGUCACCCCACGCAGCCCUAUCUUAUAGCACACUGAACACUCCAGUUGGUGCCAUGGAGUCUGCAUUUGGCUCUCAUGACAUGUUUCCCAACCCGCCUGCGCAUAGGCCUUCAGUUCCUCACUCUCCUCCCGAGUCUUAUAGCAGCGGAGAUCAUGGCUCUGAUCUUGCAGAUUUGCUUGGGCCUCUGAAGCUCAAUGAGUUCGGAACAGCCCCGUAUCUAAACAACAAGAUGCGACCGAAACAGCAAGAAGAGGACCCUGUCGUGGGCGAGGAAGACGACUACAAGAGCUCACUGCCUCCUCUUCCUUCUGGACCAGGGCUCAAGAUUCGUAUCCCACCUGAACUGAUGCCAGAUGACGAUACGGCCCUCCACUACUUUGAUCUUUACUUUACCCAAGUUCAUCCUUAUGUGCCUGUCCUUGACAAGUCCAUGUUUCUGGACCAGUGGCAUAACAACCGCGAGUCCCUCUCACCAUUGAUUUUGGAGGCCGUCUUCACCGUCGCUGGUCGUCUAGCCGACGAGCCUGGGGAGGGUCAACAGUGGCUGGCACUAGCCACGCGACAUCUCGACUCGUUUAUGGAUGUUCCACGACUGAGCACACUGCAGGCGCUUCUUAUUGUUAUAAAGGCAAGAGAAGCCUCGCCGAAACGUGGUUACUACUUCAGGUCGUGGAUGUCCAUCGUUCAGUGCGUGCAGAUGGGCAAGGAUUUAUCCUUGGACGACCACUAUCAAGAUCACUUAGCAGGAAAGUCAUGUGGCUCGGGUCCCGCCGAAUGUCUGAUGAAGACACGUAUUUGGCAGACCAUAUUCAUCAUGGAACUGAUGAUCGGUUCGCCUCAAGGUCGAUACGAUUUGGCCGUACAAGAAGAUACAGUGGACCUACGCAUCCCACGCCUCACUCCUGGUGUAGAUGAUAGCGAGUACCAUGUUUCGCGAAACAUCACCUACAUGUCGCGCAUAGUAUGCAACGUGGCACGCGCGAACCGCUCGUAUGGUCGUGUUCGCAGAAAGGUCAACCGAGAUUGGGCUCUUGAGCCAGAGGUUGUACAACUCACGUCACUUUCCCACGCGUGGCUGAACGAAUUGCCCUCGGAUUUGGCUGUCAACUUCCCACCGGACGGAUCGCCCCCUUGGCUGAAUUCGGCCUUCAUCGGCAACAUGCACUCGUACUACUACCUCAGCAUUAUCAUGCUUCACCGUCCGCAACUCCAGCUACUUGAUCCCAACGGUGCUGAUGGCCAGUGGAAACAUCACAUGGUUGUUUGCUACUCAUCAGCGAAGCUCCUGUGCAGAUUGGAGGAGGCCAUCAUACGAUCCUAUGGGAUUGCUGGGUUGCAGUCUAUGCAGCGUGGUAUUAACUACACCAUUUAUUGCGUCUUGACAUGUAUCAUUCUUCAUCUGGUGGCCAUUACGUCGCCCGAUGCGGACCUGAACACAGAUGCCCGCGAGUACUUUACCCGCCAUAUGCGCAUCUUAGAGCGCUGCAUGGCGGCCUGGCCUAUGCCUGAAAUGCAGAAGCAAAUAGACGCGGUGCGUGAGGCCUUCUCGGCUGACAUGCGCAAGCCGUUUGUCCUGAAGCCGAGCUUCCCAUACGGCAGCCCAGCGACUACGCACUCGACACCGCCACGUUCAGCAGCAUCAAGAGUUGGACCCAUGGAUCAGUUGUCGCAGCAGUCUUUGCGACUUCCCACGCAGUCAUCGCAACAACAGCAAACAAUGUCGAUGGCGGACCCAUCGGUAACUGCCUGGAAUCCCACCAGGUUAUUUGAUCAAUGGAACUCAACCUUUGGCGCCAGCGAGGUCCCGACACUGCAAGACAUUCAAGCCGCGCAAUCGACCAUGACUGCAGCCAAUUUGCACCAGCAUGCAGCAGCUGCGCAGACCUAUGCCGCCCAGGCACCAGUUCCCAAUUUUGUCACGCCAGCCAUGUGGCAAGAGUCGGUGGCUAGCGUGUAUGAAGGCGGGAUCAAACGUGGCUGGGAUUACGAGGCUACCGGAAUGGACAUAAAACCCCAUCGGACAUGAUGCGCGAGUAUCCAUGGAGUACCGUACCCCAAACCCUUUGGCGCUUAACUUAGAUUCACUAUAAGUGGCCGAACCGAUCAGCGCGACUGUUCAAGGAACUGACGGCUGCCACCCGAUGGUGUUGCCAAAUCCAAUCAUGACCGGCCACAGGACUUCGUCGACAACAUGACUCUGAUCCGCCAUUCACCGAUCGGCUUCCUGGCCGGGAAAGGAUAACCACGGAUGCUGGAACAGUUAUGCCCAACUAUAGGGAUUGUGUCAUUGGGCCGAAUAGUUUUCCAUGGCAGCAUCCCUGCCACGCGGGACCCAGCGCGACUACCGGUCUGUAUCGGCUGCCGGAUUUUCCGAUAUCGACUGGAUGGAAAGAUUGGAAGGCAUAAUUUCGAUGCACGGAUUUUCGAACGGAUGAAUACAGAGACGAAACUGCAAGGGUGCAAUGUGUCUUGCUCUCGGCUACGAGGCGAGUAUCUACAUGCGCGAGUUGCUUUCGUUUCCGUUAUGAAGCUUGAUGAUUCUCAGAGAACGAGACAUGACUUUUUAUCUGUACAAUAUAUCGUUGCGGGUUUAUGAAGACAUGUGGUGGAAGCGACGAUAUCUUCGGCCGAAGAAAAUAAUCUGUAAGAUAACAUUUAUGGUCGAUGGAGGAUACAAGUACAUUUUUUCUGUUCCUUUUUCGAUAUGAUCGGUCUUGUGUAUUUUCCUCAGUUCUCUUCUAGCCAUGGGGCCCGGAGCCCCUCUUUGGUGUAUAUAUAUACCCUUGACGUACACGAACGGUGGAUUUAUAUAUAUUUUACUUUCCCAAG
Molecule: messenger RNA, 4863 nt
Organism: Pyricularia oryzae 70-15
Lineage: Eukaryota; Fungi; Ascomycota; Sordariomycetes; Magnaporthales; Pyriculariaceae
Exons: 10
Coding region: 1595-4060 (821 amino acids)
Biological process (GO): regulation of DNA-templated transcription; DNA-templated transcription
Molecular function (GO): DNA-binding transcription factor activity, RNA polymerase II-specific; DNA binding; zinc ion binding
Source: RefSeq, a predicted model, not a curated record